This is a messenger RNA of Gordionus sp. m RMFG-2023, 3888 nucleotides long. RefSeq names its product DC-STAMP domain-containing protein 2-like. The transcript is spliced from 9 exons. The record is from RefSeq and is a predicted model, not a curated record. Lineage: Eukaryota; Metazoa; Nematomorpha; Gordioida; Chordodea; Parachordodidae. Gene Ontology annotation, cellular component: membrane. Bases 110 to 3793 code for a protein of 1227 amino acids.
AAAUUUUUAAUAUUUAUAAAAAUAUAAAAAUAAAAAAAAAAUAAAAAAAUAUUAUUUUUUAAAAUAAAAAUAAAAUAUAAUAUUUUAUAUUUUUUUGGGGGGGGGAAUAAUGAGUCUGUUUGUCGAGAGUAAUAGUCAACAUUUAAGAGAGCAAAAACGUACAAUCGUAAUCAAAGUAAGUUGCGAAAAUUCUGGGGGUUUCGACCUUAAUUCGCACGAUGAUAAUGACAAAGGAUUCGCUAAAAACACGGACCCAGGCCCAUGUGUUUACAACCUAGAACCCAAAGCCACGACAAACCAAAAUCAGCUGAAAUUCGCGGUGGAUAGCAUUCUAAAUACCAGGAAAAUUAUUGGUAAUAAUCCUAACCAUGAUCCUUAUCCUUUCUUGUCGAAUCCUUUUAGUCGGAACCAUAGCUUAGCCUGCCACAAAAUGACAAGUGAUUCUACAAUCGUCUCUUCACCUGUCACGACCGCGAGAGUUGUUAUGGGAGAGGAUGAAUAUGACGAUAAUAUGAGAAAAAAUAUUGACAAUAGCAAUAGCAAUGAUGACGUAGGGGUGUCGAAUAGCAUUCUCCCUAAAGAUUUUGUUCCAGACAAAACCGCAAAAUGCAUGGUAAACCCUGGUCAAGAUAGGGGAGCGCAAAGUCUGCUCUACCCUCACCAUUUCUAUUACUUGUGCUAUUACAAUUACUUGUUGCAACAGAGCGAAUGGUCAAUUAAAUACAAGGGGGCACUUAGCGAAACAAAGAGUCACGAGUUUUGCGAACACAAUCAUCCACCAGAUGGCAUUAAGAGCAAGUACCACCUAGUGGAGCGAAACGAAGCCGAUUUGCCAAUAGAUAAUUCAGCUUAUCAAAAUAAUAACAUCUCCGACAGUGUCAUUAAAUCAAAAUUAAAGCUAAAGGGAUUGACGUGUCACAAUCCCACUAAAGAAAAGUAUAUGCUGAACAAAUUAUUAGACAAUAUGAAAUUGGCCAGACUUUCCAACGAUGGCGCAGAUGAGGGUCCUAACACAAAUAAUGCAUUAGACUUUAUGGAAACCGUUGAACCUCAAAGCGAGGACGUGUUCAACAGCACCGAAAAUGUCCCUUCACUUUUGAGUUUCCCGUUCGGUUCCAACUUCUUAAACGAUUUUAGGAAUCAAUAUUCAUUUGAUCAUCCGCCACCCAAUUUUGCACUUCCUAAAGGGUUUAUGAGCCCUUCAUCCAUACCUUCCCCUUCUUCGUGCAACAGCAGCAGAGCCGAUUCCUCGGAUAAUACUACCAAUCAUAACAACGACCUUUAUUUCAAGUCACAGCUCUGUAAGAGUGAAAGAUUAGAGUUGAAAGACGAGAGCUAUUUCAAAGGCUCCGAUAUGGAAAUCAUAACCGAAAAUUGGCUAAAGUAUCCCUUUCCGCGCCAUUGGCCAGCAUGGAUUUACUGCACCCGCUAUUCUGACCGGCCCUCGGCAGACGCAAAAAGGAUGGCCUUCCAGAUGGCGCGCAAGGCUUACAAAGCCAAAAAAGCUCUGAAACAGCUGGAAAAGGCCAAGAUAAACUCCUGGAGGGCGGCGCAGGGCUUACCCCCGCUACAGCCUUGCUAUAAAAUGUGUUGCGACUGGGUACGCGAAAUUUUAUUCGAAACAUUUUGCCCCUGUUUAAUCAAACCCAAGAUGGCGGAAACGGAAGAGGAGAAACGGAAACGAAUUUUGAUGGAGGAGAAGGCUAGGGAAAGGAAAAAACUGAGUUACAAGCUCGGAAAAUGUUACAAAAAAUUUUGCUUCUUCUUGAUUCCAGGGACCCUGGCCCACGAAGUGUUCAAGAGUUUCGCGGGGUUCAGUUUGGGAUUGAUCUUGACGACCGUGAUGUUUUGGUACAUAGCGUUGGAGUUAAAGUUUAGCCUGUUCUAUAUAACCGGGUUUUGCAUGGUAAUCGGAUUUUUUCUCACCAUGGGCCUGGCAUUCGUUCCCGAUUUGAGAUGCCUCUUCAUGCUUCUCAUCCCGCAAUUCUUCACUAAUCAAGGAAAAGGUUUGAUAUUAGGUUACGCCUUUAUACUGGUCAUGAACGGACCGGCCCAAAAUAUAGCCAGAAACACUCAACUAUUAACUGCCAGUCUCGCUUGCGGUCAAUCGCUCAUCAAAAACAUAACGGCGGAAAUAACCGGCGAAGCCAUGGCUCCCGUCAAAGGCAUGGUGAACAAGAUAAAAACCAUCAUAAAUAAGGUCGUCAAAGUCGUUGAAAGGGGUAAAAGGGCCUUUUUAGCUAUCAAGGAAUUAUUCGCGGAGAUAUGCAAUUCCCUUCAAAAGGUGGGAGCUUGGUUGGGCAAAAUAUUCGGCGUUUGCAACGCUAAAAUGGGCGCCCCUCACGAUAAGUGCAUGAGGGUCUUCCAAGAGGCCUACGACAAUUGCAUGAGAAAGUUAAAGGUGGCCAAGAAGCUUUGCAAGAUUACGACCUCGUUCAGGUUCGCCUGCAAGAUAACGAAGCAUCUCAAUCGAUUCUGUAACCCGCUAGAGAGGCUUAAAAAUUUUAUGGUCGGCAAAAUUAAGAAGGGACUGUCCAAGGCCGUUCAGAAUGUUUACAAUCUUUUCUACUUAAAUAUUACGAUUCAAUACCACUUCAAUCUAACUGUCAGUCAGUCCAAAGAUUUCGAAGAGAUCAAGAGAGAUAUCACGAACGCCAUCAAAGAUAAAAUACAGGUAUUCCUGAAUUUAGCGAACGCGUGCGAAAGCGUACUAGCGUUGGCCAUACUUCUGUCCUUGUUCAAAGCGUGUUCUUACAGGAAAAGGUACCUGUGUACGGACGCUUUCGAUAAUUUAUACAUCACGUCGAGGUUCAGGGACAUCGACGAUAGGCGCGAAAAAAUGGGGAAGGACAACCUAUUGCCACUCAAAUGGAGAGAGAAAUGGACUUACAUAGGCUCCUAUUCCCUGCGGAUGACGGGGGGCGAGUUGGGAAAAUUUUUGAUAGGCCUCAUAUUCUAUCUGUGCGCGGUUUUUCAUCUGAUUUUCUAUAUGGUCGCGGAUUACUCCAUAUAUUGGAUGCUAUCGUUGUUGCAGGGUCAUGCCGAUGUCAAGGCAUCCGAUUAUCUUCCUCACAAAUUGAAGAUAGACAUAGAGGGCAAAGGCAUGCUCGCGAACAUGUACAAAGAAGUCGUUGGCUCCUUCGAAAAGAUGGGGCAUUCGGUGAGCCAGGUGGAAACGAAAACGUGUAUACCGCUACCCUACGAACCCGAUUAUGAUGUAUAUCCAAUCAUUUGUGCUACACUAUUAGUAGUUUUCUUCUUGGUAAUAUUCGAAUCGUACGGAUUGAGAUUGCGGCAUAUCAUAUGCGAUUUCUAUUACCCUCAAAGGGCUAAACAACGCGGAAUUUACUUGUACAACCAGAUCACGCUAAAGAGGAACAACGUGCUGGGAUUCAUGAGGACCCAGAUCGAGCAAACGUCCGACACGGAGGAAGACAAAGUCGACAUACGAGAUAAAUUGGCCAUGCAAUAUCGCUGUUUGCGCGUGUUGUUCAAAUGCUUGGGUUAUGAAAGGAAAUAUUGCAGCACCUGCUGCAAACCUGGUCACAAGAACGACAACGAACGAUUCAAGGAAUGCAUGAAUUCCACCUGUUUGAUGGUGUACUGCAAGGAAUGCGUAGCGGAAUCGAAUAACAUCUGUAACUUGUGCCUCAUGCCCAUAGAACCGAUCGAAGGAGAUCACAGUGAGGAAAUCGAUUCGAGCGACGAAGAGGAAUAUAAGAAAAUCAGGAACAAAAAAUAUUCCAGCCAGGGGUCCCCGGAAAAAUCCUCUAACAUCGAAAUGAUGGCAUGACAUGACAUUUGUUGUUAAUUGCUAAAGGAUUUUUCUAAUUUAAAGAAUUUAUAAAAGACGGGGAAAGAUCUCUGAAAUAAUAAUUAAAUCCAUGA